AUGUACCAUGAAAGAACCAUACUGGGGAGAAGCCAUACAAAUGUCAAUACUGCGAGAAAAAAUUUUCCUGGAAAGACAAUUGUACAAGACAUGAAAUGCUUCAUACUCAAAGUCCGGUUUAUGAGAACACACUGGGAAUCUCCAGACAUGACAAUAAUCUGUCAACCUAUCUACCAGUUCAGCCAGUUGAAGAUAAAUCAAGAAAUUUACAAACUGUAACAACCAACAGGAAAGCUAGACCAGUGGAACAUUUUAAUCAUGCCACAACACUGAGUAUUUCAAAAGAAAGUAUUUCUAAAGAUUUGCUGCUUGAAAAUGAAGGUGAAAUUUUCAAGGUUGGCCAUAUGAAUUGUGAGGCUCUUUCUGAUCAAAGCAGAGAGCCACUACAAAAUAACUUUGCAAUGGCCCAAACUACGACCACCAUUGCCAAUGGUAAUCCAGUGCAACAUAAUUUGGAAAAUGUUGACACCUUGGGCAACAGUGUGAAAGUUGAGCCUGUUGAUCAUUUUGAACAUACUGAAAAUUUGAGACUGCCAAAAGAAUAUGCCUGUGAAGAAGCUAUUUUAGAAAAUGGAGCUGGAACUCUGGCUGAUAUUUGCUUGAGUUACCAGAUGCCUUCCUACCAAAUCUGUGGAGGAAAUAACACCCAACAGGACAUGGUGAAAUGUCAGAGCUGUGGUCAGAUAUAUCUCCAUGAUGGCAGUGAUGUAUCUGGUGCAGGGACACAUACUGGAGAGAAAUCAUAUAAAUGCCAAUAUUGUAAAGCGAAACUGGCUUUCCUAGACAAAGAUACAAAGGCACUGUCAGAAGAAAUAGAUAGUGGAGCAGAUGAAGCUACUUUCGACAAUUCAAGGACAAACACACAACUACACCGUGACAAAAACAUUUCUUCAAGUAUUAUUUGUUCAUCUCACAAAUCACCUGACACUGACAGAAAGUCACACAAAUGCAGGUUCUGUGACAAAAGUUUUACUCUGAAAAGUAACUGCGUAAAACAUGAAAGAAUACACACAGGUGAAAAAAGAUUCAAGUGCCGAUAUUGUGAGAAGCCGUUUGUUGAAAAACGCUCUUGUGUCACUCAUGAAAUGACUCACACUGGUGAGAAACCAUACAAAUGUCAGUUCUGUGACAAAGCCUUUACCCUCAAAAGCAACUGUGUCCAGCAUGAAAAGACACACACUGGAGAGAAACCAUUCAAGUGCCAGUACUGUGAGAAGACAUACACAGCCAAAUAUUCCUGCUCGAUCCAUGAAAGAACUCAUACGGGAACAAGACCAUUUAAAUGCCAAUACUGUGAAAAGUCCUUUUCUCAGAAGGCUAUCUGCGUAAAGCAUGAAAAGAUUCACACUGGAGAAAAACCAUACAAGUGCCAGUUCUGUGAGAAACAGUUUGCAUUGAAGAACCUGUGUACACGUCAUGAAAUAAUUCAUACUGAAAGGGAAACUUACAAAUGCCAAUUUUGUGACAAAAAAUUUUUGGAAAAAAGUUAUUGUAUACGUCAUGAAGACAUUGUUCAUAAAGGUUCUUACACAGAAGAGAGACCAUACAAAUGUCAGUUCUGUGAUCUUGCUUUUGUUCGCAAAAAUAACUGCAUGGUUCAUGAAAGGAUUCACACUGGUGAAAAGCCAUUCAAGUGCCAGUAUUGUGACAAAGCUUUUGCCAUAAAGGGAACUUGUGUAGACCAUGAAAGAACUCACACUGGUGAAAAACCAUUCAAAUGCCAGCACUGUGGAAAAGCAUUCGCUGUCAAACAAAAGUGCAAGAAGCAUGAAAGAAAUUGUCAUCAUUGUGCUCACCCCCAAAUUUUAUCAAUUUAGUCAUUUCCAUCCCCAGUGCAAUAAGAAAUAUUUAUCACAAAAGUGAAGUGAAAUAACAUGAAUGCUUUUCAACUUCUGAUGUCAUCUGCUUUAUGCUUUUUUUGCUGAAAGUGCAAUCUUAUUAUAUUUUAUUCAUUUCAAGUACUGAUAAUUUUGAUAAAGAUUUU
Molecule: messenger RNA, 1984 nt
Organism: Lingula anatina
Lineage: Eukaryota; Metazoa; Brachiopoda; Lingulata; Lingulida; Lingulidae
Biological process (GO): regulation of gene expression
Cellular component (GO): nucleus
Source: RefSeq, a predicted model, not a curated record